Nerophis lumbriciformis (worm pipefish) is the source of this 7383-nucleotide messenger RNA. The record is from RefSeq and is a predicted model, not a curated record. Lineage: Eukaryota; Metazoa; Chordata; Actinopteri; Syngnathiformes; Syngnathidae.
AUGGCCUCAAUGGAUUUACCAGCUACUUAUUAUGGAAAAGUUGACAAAAGAAACCCGGUCAUUGUGUCUUUUGAGCGAGACAUUAAUUCUUUUAUGACUGUUAUGAAACGAGUAGCGUCGUCCACCUGCCAAGACAACGUCUCUUAUGCUAAAGGGAUUACCCUGCUGGCAGAAAUCUGGCGAAAUUUCAAACCCCGUCUGCCAUUUAAAUUGUACCAGGAGCGCAUGUUACAGAUUGGAGAUUUUCUCACUGGAUUAAAGUUGUACCAGACGGCUCUCUCGCAGGGCUACAGCCUGCACCUGCUUCAGUUCUGUUCAACUAGUAUAACGGACAUCACAGAUGUAAACCAUUUUAUCAGCUGCUUCUUCCCUGAAGGUUUUGAUACAGAUCAAGAUGUCUUUAUCAUGAAGGUCCGCUCAAUGCUGGGCUGUGCACAGUGCAUAUUUGAGUUGGAGAAAAGGCCCAUGGUCCUCAGCCAGAAGGGGCUUUCGAAACUGCUGCAUGUGCUAAAUUUCAUCAGGAUAAUGAUGCAGGCAUUUCAGCAGAACAAGCACCUCUGCUGGAUAAUUUAUAAUGGUACAUUGCACAUUUUUAAGAUGUGUAGCUAUCUAAUGGCAUUGAAUCAUAGUGCAAAGGCGUUGGAGUACCUUCUGUGGGCGAGUCUGACAUUAGAGUCAACCAUGCCUAGCAUGACUAUUAAACAUCUGCCAUGGCUUGUCAAACUCUACUGUGCUGUCUGUCAUUGUUACUAUGACAACCUGUCGUCUCUUCGUGCAGAGGAAUUUGCCAGGAGAGCGCUUGGAAAAAUCAACGACCUUGCAGAGCAGGAGAAGGAUAAGGAGAAUAGUCAUCCUUCAAACAAAGAGACACAAAUGGCCUUUAGGGAAGCCUCCAUCAAGCUGGCUGCCAUUAUGUUCAAGCGUGCUGUGUUUGAGACCAGGAGGAAACCCAAACACAUUAUUACGAUCAAAAGCAAAAUCACUCUGAAGGACUUUCCAAAUAUACCAUGGCCUCGUAAUGCGACAGAGCGAAUGCUGAUGGGCCUCUUUGACAGCAGUGCGUCACAGUUUUUGGGCAUCUGUGAAGCACUCUGGGACAGCUCCAUGCGUCCGCUACAGGCAAGGCUGCCAGAGGAACUGGAGCUGCAAGACGUGGUCCUGGAACUCUUUGCCUCUGGAAUCAGUAUAUUAUCUGGAGCUGCGACUACUACCGAUCAGAAACGUCACGAACAGUCCUGUGUACCUCUCAGUGCGCUGUCCACGACGUCAACUCUGAUGGAAUUAGCUGUUGCAGGAGAACACAAAGUGCCGGUCAGUGCUGCCGUCAGGUUCAUUAAGAUGAUGAUUCAGUACAAACAACCAGACGCUUUUGCUGAAUAUUCACGAUUGAUGCUGCAGAGUUUGUCUGUUGUGGAAGGUCCUGCAUUCAGGAAGGCAGAAUACGAGCUCUCCUUGAUAAGUGGUUUCAGCACUCUGAAGUCCUGCCACAGAAGGCGCCUUAGAGACGACGGCUCUGGCGAGAGAUGCAGGGGCUCGCUAGAUGCCAUCAUUGGCCUAACUGAGACUCUGCACAGGGCAGUUUGUGAUUCUGUUCCAGAGGCACAGCCAGAAAUAGAACUAGUUUGGCAUGUUUUACUAUUUCUAUGGGGUAAGCUGAAAUUGGCCAUAAUGAUGGAUCAGCUGAAAAACCCGGAAUUCACACAAGACCACGACAAGUGGGCGUGGUGCCUAUCCAUGCAGUGUGAGGUGGCUUUUGCCUGUGACCUGGCAACAGUUGACUGCAUAAAGACAGCAGAGAUGAUCCAUAGAUUGGUUUUAUUGUUGGAGAGUGCAGCGGAACGGAUUCCAAUGAAAAUCAAAACUGGUGGUGAAAAGAAAUAUACCUUCACUCUGCUGAAGGGGUCACGUAUAGAUCUUCUUCAAAAAGUGUGUACAGUAGUCGAGAACGGUUUCGAGGCUUUGGUCAAGCGUGUGGUCACAUUGAUGCCCCAAGAUGGCGCCGCAUCCCCUGACAUUACUUACCUAUUGAGGGAUGAUGGAAAUGUCAAGAGUGAAAUAUCUGAGAAGCAAAAGGAAGAAAUCGAAUCAGACGCUAAAAGGAAUCGGUCCAACCAGUCAACCCAUACGGCGAUGCUCGCGAUAGACAUUCUUCUUGAACUGGACAUUAUACAUCACAGAGCGUCGCUCAAGUUAAUGCAACUAAAUGCAGUGACAGAAUCCGAUAUCUUGGACAAGAUCAAGAAGAAUAAAGUAUCCAAAGCACUUUUCCUGAUCCAGAAGGCUUUGCUGAUUAAUGAUGGAUGUCAGUCAAAUGAUUCUUGUGUUACCAGGAGCCUACUAGAGGAAGCCUGCAUUUUAAUAGAGAAGGCAGCAAUAGAAGAAAGAAAACUAUACAUCGCCAACAACCCAAAGUUUGCUCUUGAAAACAAAGGCAAAAUAUUGAAGGAGGAAAAAGAAACCCCUCCACCUCGUCCUGUCCUAAUCUCACGCACUUACUGUUCCUUAACCUUUGCUCCCGCUCCAUACCACAUGGAGGAACAAGUGUGCUGGUACCAAUUGUGGGGACGUGCAGCAGAAGGCAUCGACCUAAAAGUACGCUUCGGAGACUGUAGCUUAGCAGGAACUGGAAAUUUGGUACCAGCAAUUUGUGGAGAGUGGCAGCUUAAGGCGGACAAGCUAGUACCCAACCAGAAGUAUGUUUUCGCCAUAGCUGCGUAUACCUGCCAAGGGAAGUUACUGGGCAACGCCAUUGGAGCGACGACCUUCCCGCUGUUAACAUCCAUGCCGAAGUCGCUGCUUUCGUCGUGGGCUCACCUGGCACAGGUGGCAUUUCAAACCAACCAAUUCGACAUUGCAAAGAAAGCAUGCAAAGAAUUAUGGUGCCAUUUUACCCUUCCUGACAAAGGGCCCCACAAAACACAGGAUCGACUUGGUUCAACAGCGCUGCAUAUGAAAUAUCUGCAAUGCUCGUCUCCACUAUUGUGUCAGCUGUUCCUCACGUCCAUCUUCAUCGAGACGGAUAUCAACAUUCAGCAGCAGUCGCUCCAAUGUGACUCGGGUAGCAUCUGUGGACUCUUUGUCUGGAAACAGGAAGCCCGACUAGCUGAAUGUGGACGAUUGCUGGUAGCCAUGGACUUGGCCAUGUGGUUGAAUGACAGCAGUUCUGCCGUUCAAGCAGUUAUUAGCUGUUAUGGCCUCUUGGUUCCGUUUAUCUUUCAUCAGAUCCCUUGCGAUCCUGCAAUCAAGUUGCUGACUAAAUGCUUGAACGUACUAAAAGAGAACGAGGCUCACCUCAAACAAAAAUGGUCCAGAAACACAGUGGAGACCCUCAUGCAUAUGAUUGCCUGCAUCACCAACUAUCUGUCCAAGGCAUUGCGUGCCCUGAAGGAGCAUCACAAGGCCUCCGUGGUGAUAGAAUGCGGUCGUGCUCUACUUCAUGACAUCUUUGAAGCCCAAGAGCGGCUCAUUAGACUUGCUUGCAAACGCUUUUCGACAAAGACGGAAGAUCCAGCUGCAGUAAGGGAAGAAAUGAAAAAAUGUGUUAAAUUGAAGGCACAUUACAUGAAGUUCAAGGAGGUGAUUACAGCUGAAGUAGAUCCUGACAUAGUAAAGGAGAGUUCACCCUCCUUGAGUGGUUCUGAAGAUGUAGCCACACUGCGUGAGCGGAUCAUCACUGGUACUCUCCAGCAUGCUUAUCGAAUUGUGAUGCAACUCGGCAGCCAUUCGAAUUUCAUGGAGAUCUCAUCACUAUUACUUCAGCGAGCCUUGGAAGAAGGAGACCCGGAUCACGUAGUACAAUGGGGUCAAACCAUAUUCGGAUUUCUCGCGAGGAGAGAUGACGAAAUGAUCAUGCCCACCAAAUACACAGAACGAAACACUCAAUAUUCUGAUAAAGAAGCUGAAUCCUGUUCGACAGAAAGUCAAACUUCACAGAAGACGACAAAAAUGACAAAGAAACGAAAGAAACUCAGACGUGGCGCACUUUUGACAGCGAGGACUGUCAGGGAGCUAAAAGCUGUAGAGAGGCUGUUGACCUGCAUGAAUUCUGUAGUGGAACGACACAACAGGCGUCUUCAGUUGAGGAAGAGGUGCUCCGAGGAGAGAGUGUGGCGGUGUCAGAUCAAUUACAGCAUCGCCCUGGCACAUCUUACACUGUUCGGACAGAGCCUACAGCCUUUGUAUGAAGCGUCCCUGCAACCCAGAUACAGCCACUUAAAUCCCUCCCUGUUCUUUCUGGCUAACUCUGGUGUCAUGGUGAAGAAGAACUUAGAAGAACAGCUAACCGCCAUAUGCAAAGUUAGUUCAGAGAGUGACUCAUCACGCACUGAUCUGUCAGAUGACGCAUCCAGCAAAGAGUGCGAUAAAAACGAAGAUACUUCAGACACUGGGGAUAGCUGCGAGGAUGGGGAAGACCAGCCUGAAAAACCAGAGGUGCCCAAAAACAUACCAUUGGACAAACUGGAGAAAGCUGCUUUACAUCUACGCAGGGCCAUGGUUUUGGCCCACCGUGGAGGUCACUGGACAAAUUUGCAGAAAGUGUGUCACACAGUGUGGGAAGAAAGCAACAGAAUUAUUGCAUUAGAGCAGACUGCUUCUCAGUUUCAACCGCCCUUCCUGGUUACAUCAAACGAGUUGCACAAUAUCUUUACCCCUCUGUUAAUACUCGCAACUGAUCUUAUCAUGGACAUGAUGAGCAGACUGGGACUUUGGCGUUUGUACGAGCGCGUAACAGAAGAGGAACAACAGUUCAGUCUCUGUUUCUCAGCCCCAAUGGAUGACUGCACCCAAGUGAACAUGCGGUUUGUCCACGAUUUGGUGUUGCGCACCCUGGAAUUGCUCCACAACACAGGGAAAUGGGAACGCUUGGCACACUUUGCACUCAUUUUCAACUCACAUACCCGAGAACGAUACGCCAUGACAGUAACCCCCCUCCUGGCCUUGGCCCAGAGGAAGCUCCUUGAAAGAAUUUGUGCUAAUGGAGUUGCAAAGGUCCCACAACCACACCAUAUUAAGACUCAGUGGACCACUGGCAAGGAGGUAACAUACAAAAAUUACGCAGGGUGCCAGCUUUUUAGUGGUUGGUUACCUCAGUCUGCCGACCAGGCGUCAUGCACAGUGGCCAACUGUAAGCCGACUGAAGAAACUGAGCUCAUAGAUGCAGAAAUGAAGCGCUCCCAGUUCCUUGUUUGUGUUCCUCUGGAUGUGACAAACACACUGCACUUCUACCGUCAAGCUAUUGAAAGAAUACCCCAUUGCCUUCAAGUGUUCCGCUAUAGCAGAGCAUUACUGUUACUGCUCCUGGCCCAUACACAACCGUGUUUUGAAACUGAGCAAUUCGGCGAGAUCAAAUCAGACCAGAUUGACUUUAACCCGAUGCUUAUGACUACGCCAAGCAUCCAGCCAUGGGACCUGAUUAAUAAAGACUACAUCACUCCGGACACGCUCUACAAUCCACCCAUCAGCUCUGAAUGUACGUCGAGAAUCAUCUCGACAUACUUUGAAUCCACAAAAUAUCUCCAGACCAACAACCAGGAAUCCCUGAGUGUAUUUGCUCUGCAUGAAUUGGGAAACCUACAUUUCUACGACUUAAACACACGGAUGGCACACACUUGCUGGAGUAAAGCUAUAGACGCUGCCUUACACAGCUCAGGGGUGAUCGAUAAAUGGGAUUGGGUGUCAUUUGGCGGCGGCACCCUACAACAAACGCUAAAACAGGUUGGCAUUUGGGGAUGUAUGCAGGCGGCCGUGAUCACUGCUAAAAUUGCACAGUACAUUCUAACUUCAGAUAUCAGCCAGAGAACUAAGCUUUGCCUCUUGUCUGCACACCUUUUCAAGUGUGUGCUGCGCUGCUCCCUGGCUCAUCCCCUGGAAGACCUCCUGUAUGCUUCAUAUAGCGUCGGCGAUGAACUUCUCCCAGGUGUGGACCUUUUCUCAGAACCCCACAGGGCCGACCUCUCCACCACUGUCGCAAGCUUGAACUUCAUCUGCCAAUGGUUGUUCAUUGCGGGCUACUACAUCGAGCUUCUACCCAUGCUGACACUUUAUCAACACAUUGUGGGAACAGUGUGCAGAGACGUUCAACGCAAUGUCGAAAGCAGAAUAAUUAAGAUCCGCGCUUUCACUGAACUAUACUUCUUCUCUGAGGCCAUCAAGGAGACGGAGCAGCUGUCUAGAGGGGCAGGGAUUCUCCUCCCAAAUGGACGCUACAUCGCUCGUGAGUCUCAACAAUCAGAGAAGUUGUUUUGUGACAGCAAGUCCCUCCUGGACAAUGUUCAGGCUUUGGAGGCACUUUUGUGCUGUGAACUUUCUCCUGAGGUCAGCAUGCUAUAUGGAUCCUCUUUGGAGCAAAGAUUCAACCUUGCGCGUGUUCAACUCUGCUUGGCACUGAGUAGUACUGUAAAUGGUCAUCCUGAACCAGUGACAGAUGAUGAAGUGGACCUGGAAGAAAAUGAAGAAGAGGAAAUGGACUCUGAGGAUGUGGAGGAAGUGAAGGAAAAGCCCAAAGUGAAUGAAUUCACAUCCCACCAGACCCUCACUUUGGAAAAGAUAAAGUACCUACUGCUAAAAGCAGCUGCCCUCUUUUUGGACUCGAUAUUGGAGAAACUCCCAUCGCCCUCGUACAGUGAAAUUGAGAACAUGGAACUGAAAAUAGAAGCAAAUCUUCUCAAAGCAAACCUCUACCUGCAGCAAGGACAUGUUGCACAAAGUUCUGAAAUGGCAGUUUCAUCAUUGCUGCUUCUGCAGGACUUCAAAGAAACCAUUCUGGAUUUUCAGAAACCAUCCUUUGAGCUCAUGCUGGCUGAAUCGGAAUCCGACCAGGAAACUGAACAGUGCGUACAGCAUGGAGAUUGCCCUAGGGCGAUCGAGGCCAGCGAGAGGGUCGGAGGUGCUUUGUGGCUACGUUGCCGCGUGGCGCUGCUUCGUUGCGUUCUUCUACAAGCUUCCGAUGUCACAGCUCCGAAUCCAGGGAAGCUACAUGACAAGGCUGCUCUAGUGUUAAAGCAGAGCCUGGAGGACUGUGCAGCAUUAGGAGAUGUCGACACUCAGGCGCUUUUGCUAGUGGAAGGUUCACAAUUAAAGUCACGAAGAAAGAGAGGAGAUGACGGCUUGUCACUUUUGCAGGAAGCUGUGAGUCUGUUGUCAGGACGGACCCGCAUGCCACCGGGGUCCAGCAUGACUCUAAUUAGAGCCACUAUGCGUCUGACUAGCCUUAAAAGCACACAGAGUGGCAAACUUCUAAAUCUGACUCAUAAACUUCUGCAAAAACAGCUUUGUGAGCUUGGCGAGAAUGUUUUAUUGGAGGAUGGAAAAUGUUCUAUUUCUCCUCCUGGACCGAAGAACAUUUACCUCCCUUACCUGCAAAUGUUGGAUCAAACUUCAUAG